Messenger RNA from Lentinula edodes (shiitake mushroom), 622 nucleotides. RefSeq lists its product as uncharacterized. NCBI's taxonomy places the organism in Eukaryota, Fungi, Basidiomycota, Agaricomycetes, Agaricales, Omphalotaceae. The record is from RefSeq and is a predicted model, not a curated record. The annotation marks the transcript as partial. The transcript is spliced from 3 exons.
UCUACCUCUUUCUUCCCUAUGUUCAAAGUCUCUAUUCUGUCUCUCUCGACCACUCUGUUUGUUGGAGUUUUGGCUAAACCUCUGCAGCGCUCUUCCUGCAAUCCCAAUGCCCAAGGAGUGCCCGUCUCCAUCCAGAGUACAGGACUCCCCGGGCUCGAAUGGGGCAUUGCGAGUCCCUCAGAUACACUCCUUGUUGGAGAGUCUUACCGUGGACUGAGUGCUCCAGAUUGGUACAUUCGUCAAAGUGGCGAGUUUCCGACCAGUUAUUUCAUUACAGAUGUAGACAGUGGGUUAGCUGCAACUAUCACCGGUGGGGAGUUAAUUCUCAAUCCCGUAAACAAUGCCAUCUACCAACCUAACCAGGUUUUCGACAUUACCUGCGACAGUUGUGGGACAGACAUUUCUUCGGGAAACGUUCUCGGUCAAGGUUGUGUGAUUGGACCUCAUAACCUUUCCGACGCUUGUAUUCGCAUUGGGCCUUCUGCUGUGGAUGCACUCCGUAACUUUGGCUGCACAGCUGAAUCGGAUGAGGUUUACACGAUAUUGACGUAGAUAUUGGCAGACGACUAUUUGGUCUUCAAAGUUAUUGACUUGGAUUAUCAACAUCUUGUUGUCAUUGAAA